UUCACUCAGUCGCCGCUACGCUGCGCUACCGUAGUGUGUGUGUACUCUCGCUUCGCGGUGUCUUUCGUCGUCAGUGCCCAGCUGUGAAACUAGUGUCGGUCAUUGUCGUGAGUCUAGACAAUACCUCACAGCAAGUGACCGCCCACACUUGUGCUUGCAGUGGGGACAUGUGCUUGUGCUAGUGGUUCAGCACGAAUGAUGUCGUUUUACCUCGCUAGCGGCAGUAUGCCGGGCCUCUUCGAGUGGUGUAUUUUCGGCGGUCUCGUUUAUUGGCUGUUCAAUGAAAGAUUGCGCGCCAUGGUGGACGUGCUCUCCACUCGUAUGCAAGAGGUCUACACACGAUGGGAAACACGUGGUGUGCCCACACCUCACAGUCUACGUACCGUAUCCCUCAAGCCCAGCACACCACGCACUCGUAGCAAGGAACUACUCCGCACUGCCUCAGACAGGCAACUAUUCAAGAUAAAGGAGACAGAAUGGAGUCAGCUGCCAGACAGACAACCUCGUCCCUUCAUGGGGAUGAGCUGUGCCUCCUGCACCCCCAGCAGUCGGAGUGCUCAUGUGGACAAGAACUACCGCAAUGUCAGUGUGGUGGACGUACUGCAAGUGGAGAAACUUGGCACUCAUCCUCAAACUCUUCUCGCUAAGAUAUUUCCGCAACUGUACCACGCUUUAUCCUUCAAAAAGUUUCACUUCCCAUACAUCUAUGAGACCGUGCUAAAUGACCCCAAGAUCCAAGACGUCAUCAAUAUGUCAACACGUCAGGCUCUGGAAGACAGCAACGCUGAUGAUGACCCAGCCUUGUUUGCUGCGAUGCUCAAACGACAACAUGAGCGAGCAGUCAAAAUAUUAACAGCUCUGAGAUCUACCUUCUCAGAUGUUAUUCUCAGACUGGCAUCGUACGUGAUGAACAAGGUUAUGGGCCGUCUGUUCUCGCGUGUGGUGGUGCAUCCCGCUCAGAUUGCCACCCUGCGUAAAGCCAGUGAUUCGCAGCUUCCUCUCAUCUUUCUGCCGCUGCACCGUUCUCACCUUGACUACAUUGUUAUAACUUUCAUCCUGGCAAACAACAACAUCCAGAGUCCCCUUGUUGCUGCUGGGGAAAACUUACGUAUCCCUGUGUUUGGUUGGCUGCUGAGAGGACUAGGAGCUUUCUUCAUCAAACGGCGCAUGGAUCCCACCAAGGGCAAGAAGGACACACUGUACAGAGCCCUGCUUCAUACAUACAUGAUGCAGAGUCUGGGAGCAGGCCACAACUUUGAGUUCUUCAUAGAGGGCGGUCGGACUCGCACAGGCAAACCUUGCAUGCCCAAAGGAGGAUUACUGAGUGUGUUUGUGGAUGCGUACAUGGAUGGUACAAUAGAGGACGCUCUGUUGGUACCGGUCAGCAUAAACUAUGAACGAAUCGUAGAUGGUAACUUUGUCCGUGAGCAGACCGGCCAACCCAAGGAAAUGGAGACAUUCCGUUCAGCUGUGAGCAGCAUCUGGUCAGCUCUCACAUCUCACUACGGUAUCAUGCGGGUCGACUUCAACCAGCCUUUCAGUCUCAGGGAAUUGGUGAGCACAUUCCAGAGCAAGAUUGCCCCCAAAACUAACAAGAAGAAAAUCUUGCAUAGUGUUCCAUCGACGGCCUCACUGUAUGGAACAGAUGUGGUGGUGGAGGAGCACAGGCAGCUGGUGGACAGCAUCGCUAGGCACGUAGUAUAUGACUGUUGCCGGUCAACAGCAGUGAUGUCCACGAAUGCUGUAAGUUUCCUGCUCCUGAAUGUGUUCCGAGAGGGUGCCCCCAUAGAAUCAAUUGCCGAGGCCCUGGACAGGCUGAGGGAGCAGCUCAGUUACACAGAUAGAGACUGCGGUUUUGUCGGAGAUUCCGUGGAUGUGAUUAAUCAUGCCAUCGACGUGUUGGGGCCUGGUCUCGUGAGGAGAGAGAGAACUGGUAGUGGCGUUGUUGUCACACCUGUUACUAUCCUGCCUAAUGUUAUAGAGCUACAAUACUACAGCAACGGACUCAUGCCACACUUUGUGUUGGAAGCUGUAAUAGGUACCUGUAUCAAGUGCCUGUUGAAGGAAAGUUCAACAGGAGUCGUCUACCAGGGCCAGCUAAUGUCCAAGUGUGUGGAGCUCUGUGAGGUGAUGCAGUACGAGUUCAUCUUCACAAAGACUUGCCAGACUCUGGAAACUGCCAUCAGUGAAGUGAUAGAAUCCUUCCUCACUGCAGAAAUCCUUCUACCUCAACAGAAAGCCAUGUUGACAGAAGAACAAGAAUGGAGCCAAAGGUUUGCCAGGCACAUAGAAAAUAAUGACGAAUAUGAGGAGGAUUUAGUGAUCAGCAAUCGACUGGAGGACCUAGGUCCAGAAUAUAAGGUAAACACUGACAAUGAUCUGCAAAGACUGUACUCAGUGAUGCUGCAACCGUUCAUUGAUGUUUACACAACAACAGUACAGAAUCUGCACAGGCUCGAGAACAGACAGGUACCAGAGAGACAACUUAUAGAAGAUGUACUUGGUGACAUCAGGACCAGACUGGAGACAGGCAAUUUAACAUGUAAUGAGAGUGUGUCAGUGGACACUAUACGGAACGUCCUGAAGCUGGUGGAGAAGUGGGAGGUGGUGGAGUGUCACAACCAGGACAGGAUAAAACUGUACUACCUGGGGCAACACUAUGAGGAUGAGGGUUUGUUGGCUCCAAUAGUACAACGGAUACAACAGUUCCAGUAGCUACCUUGUGCCAUUCAGAAUGUUAUGGUCUCAUAGAUUUUAUUUGCUGUGAAAUGAGACUAUUUCCACUACAUGGAAUUAAAACCGGUGACAUUGAAUUUGAAAAUCUAGCAAUAUUCAUUUAUUGUUGGAUUGUUAUCAAGUAGUUAAACAAUUGUUAUGAGAUUUUGUUCUUGUCAAUAUUCUUUACUGUGUACAGAAUUUGUUAAAAAAUUGUGGUUGUAACAUUCCUAUCAUGAGAAACAAUAUUGUAGACUAUAAAGUAUAAUGUAUUUUCUCUGACAAAAUGUGCAUAUGAAUGUUUAAUUGAAGAAAGGUUCAUAAUAUUAACAAUAAACUAGUUUUAUCUCCUGUCAUGUACAUUACUUUUUAAAUCAUCAUAAGGUAGUUUGUUCUUAUCUAAAGCCUUGUUUUAAAUUACCCAAAUAUUACUUUCUUAUGUUUUUGGCACUAUUAGUUUAAUAUACACUAGUCACACAAGAUACAAUUCUAUGCUAUGCUUUGCAAUGAAACAAUCUUGUUAGUAAAAAAAUAAUUUAAUAUUAAUCUCUGAAACUUAAUCUGCAGACUUAGUACUAAAUUGUCCACCUAAAUGAAGUGCUCAAAAUUGUCAGUGUUAUUAGGACUAAACUUUCCUUAUUGUGUUCUAAAUUAAAUGUAAUUGAGAUCAAAAAACAAUAUUUUGUUGCUGUGAUUGUCAGUUAGAAAAAUAAUCAAUUAAGCUGUGAUAUACAAACUGUUCUUCUCAAUAGAUUUAAUUGAUUUUCAUAUUUUAUUUCGUUAUAGUACACACUUUCUCUAACUAUUUCACUUCAUUAAUAUUGUUAUCAGUUCUUAUCUAUCAAAAUGGUUUACACUCCUUCUCACAUGUAUAGAUAUCUGUAAAUAUAAAGCCUUAGUGGCAAAGCCAAAGUUUACCAAGUCACUUUUUCAGUUGAGGUUAGACUUAUAGUUGUAGUUGUGUAUAGUACAGUAAAAGAAUACUCUAUUCCAUUUGUACAGGAGGCCAAAUAAAUCUAAGAGUUGUUCCAGUUCACUCGCACUGUUGAUCUUGUGAUAGUGGAUCACAAGACUCAGUUGGAACCGAUUUUGAGUUAAAAGGUCCAUUCUGAGAAUGGCUUGGCAGUUACCAUGUGUUCUCGUCAUUUAUGUUAUAUGAGAUAGUUUUUAUCAUAUCAACUUAUCUGAUUGAUGUUAGAGGAAACUAUACAGUCUUUGAUUCUUUGUAAUGGUUCACAUUUAUCUUUUUUUACAUGAAUGAGUGUUUUUAAGCAUUUUUAUGAUUAGUUUUGUUUUCUUACUUUGAAAUUAAUAUUAAUUUAAUGUUUUAACAUUCAUAUACGAUUUGUACAUCAUUGAAAGCAUUUCACGUGUGACUUACUUUACAAUUUGUGUAUACAUACAAAAAAUAUCGUUCAAAUCUCACUAUUUUUCAUAGAUAGGUAGUUAUUUUGCUCAAUCAAAUUGGUUGUAAAGCUCAUUCAUUUGCUGGUAGACCGAUUAUAACUUAAAUAUAAAUUAUUUCCCUAAAUUUACUUGAGACUUGUUUUUUCGAACGGUACAUAAAAUGUUCAUUAUUGUUCCUAACAAAUAAAACAUUUCAUAUAUUAUUUCAAUCCGUCCCAGUUACUCAGUGUUUCCAAUAAUAUCAAAUGAUGCCUUAUUGUUGUAUAUGUUAUAUUUUGAAAGACAAGACACGCCUUAUCCUUCAAGAAAGGAAAAUGACAGGUUAACUGUGCAAUUAAUCACGUUAACAAUAUAUAAUAAAAACGGUUUAGUAUAAUAUGAGCAAUUACUUAAAAUUCUGAUAUCCACAGCACCGAUGUUGUUCUGUACUGCCCAGUGCAUCUGUACAGCAAUAUCAGUGUUAACCAUCGAAGCUGUGCAUUAAAAGUGUACAGCUUCAUUUUGUUCUGAUACUGAUAAUAUACAAGUAUUUAGAAAAACAUUAAUAAUAUUUUGACAAAAUAUAUUAUUUUAUGGCAUACCUUUUAGACCAAUUGAAUUUUAUACCUAACCACACAUUAAAAAUGAAAAACGGAUAAGUUGUGUUAAGUCUAAUGUCUUUAGUGGCAACAUGUUAUUGUACAGUGUAUAUAAAUAAAUAAGUAGACUUAACUUUGUUGUUAUUUACAAGCAAUAUUUUGUAGUACAGAAAUGCUGUUUAUUUUUAAAAUACUCAACUAUUUGUUUCUUUAAAUAAAAUUGUUUAGUAUUUUA
Homalodisca vitripennis (glassy-winged sharpshooter) is the source of this 4935-nucleotide messenger RNA. RefSeq names its product glycerol-3-phosphate acyltransferase 1, mitochondrial (gene mino). NCBI's taxonomy places the organism in Eukaryota, Metazoa, Arthropoda, Insecta, Hemiptera, Cicadellidae. The record is from RefSeq and is a predicted model, not a curated record. The coding region runs from base 196 to 2715 and encodes 839 amino acids. Gene Ontology annotation, cellular component: mitochondrial membrane. The transcript has 15 exons.